Acipenser ruthenus (sterlet) is the source of this 1769-nucleotide messenger RNA. RefSeq names its product acireductone dioxygenase 1 (gene adi1). The record is from RefSeq and is a predicted model, not a curated record. Bases 191 to 736 code for a protein of 181 amino acids. Gene Ontology annotation, molecular function: acireductone dioxygenase [iron(II)-requiring] activity. The transcript has 4 exons. NCBI's taxonomy places the organism in Eukaryota, Metazoa, Chordata, Actinopteri, Acipenseriformes, Acipenseridae.
AAAUCUCGUUUGACUGCACUUGGCUAAAUUGGUCAGAUUCUGCGCAGAAUGAUCUCUGUGAACGCUGUGCCGCACGGUGCUCUCAAACGGAAGUUACGUUUUUAUAUAGGAGACAGCCAGCAAAUCAGCAAAGAAGUGAGCUUAUCUUUUCACAUUUAAAAAAUAAAUAUCUAUUAUUUUUUGUUUAAACAUGGUGGAAGCCUGGUAUAUGGACGACAGUUCUGAGGACCAGAGAACUCCACAUAGGCUGGAGCCAAACAUGGCCGUUUCUUUGGAAGAAUUAGAAAAACUUGGGGUUUUGUAUUGGAAGCUAGAUGCUGACAAUUAUGAGACGGACCCAAAACUGGCAAAGAUACGCGAAGAGAGAGGCUAUUCUUACGUGGAUAUAAUAGAGAUACAUAAGGACACACUCCCAAAUUAUGAAGAAAAGUUAAAAAUCUUUUACAUGGAACACCUGCACCUGGAUGAGGAAAUCCGAUACAUUUUGGAUGGAAGUGGCUACUUCGAUGUGAGGGCCAAAGAUGAGAAGUGGAUCCGAAUUGCCAUGGAGAAGGGGGAUAUGAUAACGCUACCUGCUGGAAUCUAUCACCGCUUCACACUGGAUCAAAAUAACUACACAAAAGCAAUGAGACUCUUUGUCGGGGAACCUGUUUGGACAGCACACAACCGUCCAGCUGAUCAUUUUGACUGUCGAAAGGAGUAUCUUAAUAAAAUUGCCUCUGCUGUGGCCUCUUAGAAUAUGCUACUGCCUUCUUAGUAUUCAUGAUAACCUUAAAAUUAAAGUAGGUUGCAUUGGUCAGAAUAUAUAUGAAGCUUUAUUAAAUCUUGGUUUUAAUAUCUGUCUUGUGAAUGGUUAAAACACCAUCCCGUGACAGAUCAUAGUUUGUACUGUAACUGCUGAAGUUCUUAAAGUGAGGGUUUAUAGGCGUGGAAGUUUAACACAAUGGAGUUUAUCUGUUUUAAUAUUCCUGUUACUUUGUUUCUUUUCUUAAGGCUUUAUAUGUCAUUUUGGCAUUAAAAGCAAAGGGUGGCGAGAUGGCUACGCCCUGUGGAAAAUAUACAUGUCAGGUACGGAGACACAACUCUGGACAUUUUAGCGGAUUCGGAGACUGCUAAUUUGAGCUGAGUAUGUAGUCUAUUGACAUCUUCCAGAGUAACAUUUUUUUUUUUUUUUUAUAAAAUAAUGUCAGCCUUCGGUCAACACAAAUCCUGUCAUACACUAGUUUGUAUCCACUAUAAACCUAAUCUCAUCCAUAUUUGUAAGCUAUAAUAUAUUAUAUACACUACUCUGUUUAAAUGAUAUAACAUCUCCUUAAAAGUUGAAAUGCUGCGUCCUUGUGGUCUUGAUUGGUCCAAUAUGAUGGGAGAGAUGUAUAUUUAUCACUGCAGGACAACUUGGAUACUGUUAUUUGUUUUACAACUAAAGCUGCUUUUACAUACUUUAACUGACAUUUUAUUUCUGGGGGUAAAAAUGUAUUGUAAAUAGACUUAAAAUGUGUUUCUUUUAUUUUUACCUUGUGGAGACGGGCAAGGGAAAGAGAUCAUAGUUCCUCUUACACAGUACAUACUUUGUUAAAGUUUAUCAAAGCGUUUGUUUUGCAGUCGAUUUUGAAUAGUGUGACCAUAGGUAUAGAGAUGGUUCAUGCUACAUGAGGAUGCAGAAUUGAUGUACAACUACAUCUUUGUUUUGUAGACUUAAGUGUUGAGAAAAAUUGAUUUAUUGUAUAGUGCCUCUAUUCAAGUUUUAAUAAUAAAAUACUGCAUUUGAA